Messenger RNA from Phlebotomus papatasi, 2448 nucleotides. It is a transcript of the gene ETHR, whose product is annotated as growth hormone secretagogue receptor type 1. The transcript is spliced from 4 exons. Gene Ontology annotation, biological process: G protein-coupled receptor signaling pathway. The record is from RefSeq and is a predicted model, not a curated record. Lineage: Eukaryota; Metazoa; Arthropoda; Insecta; Diptera; Psychodidae. The annotation marks the transcript as partial. Gene Ontology annotation, cellular component: plasma membrane. Gene Ontology annotation, molecular function: G protein-coupled receptor activity.
UCAUCCGAAUUCCAACCCAUCAUUCGGCACCAAGAAGUGAUUGCUGUGCCAAAUGUGAUCAACUACUUCGCUGUGGACAAACGCUUACGUACAGUUAACAUCUCAUCAUCCAUUCGCGCCUUCAAUCAACAAUCAUCAAACUUUCCCUACUACUUCCUUCGGCCGUCAGCACGGAAGAGCGACGGAUUCAUUCAUUUUCCGGAGCAACAGGUGCAAGUGCACUCAGUGGAAAUAAUUCACAGUGGGGCACCUCAUGAUUUCGCCACGUUUAACCAGACUGCGGCAGUGGAGAACUCGACUUUAGCUCGCCUUUUCAACAACUCCAUCCAUUCCAUCGUUGUCCACGACAACCUCACACACAAUGCCACAGAUUAUUUUGGCCAACCACAGAUACCUGCCUAUAUUCGCACCACAGCGAUGGUCCUCUGCAUCCUCAUCCUCUGCCUCGGCGUCAUCGGGAAUAUUAUGGUUCCCAUCGUCAUUCUGAAGACGAAAGACAUGCGAAACUCCACCAACAUCUUUCUCACCAAUCUCAGUAUUGCCGAUUUAUUGGUACUCCUCGUUUGCACACCGACUGUUCUCGUUGAAGUCAAUACUCCACCGGAAACAUGGGUCCUCGGUCAAGAAAUGUGCAAAGCCGUACCAUUUGUAGAACUUACCGUUGCUCAUGCGAGUGUCCUGACCAUCCUAGCCAUUUCCUUUGAACGCUACUACGCCAUUUGCGAACCCCUGAAAGCAGGCUACGUAUGCACCAAGGCUCGAGCUAUCCUUAUAUGUAUUGCAGCAUGGAUAGUUGCUGCACUUUUCACAAGUCCGAUACUUUCCAUAGCGACCUAUACUAACGAGACGUACGUGGACGGAAGUGACGUGGCCGUAUGCGUGACGGCUGCUGACAAGCUGUGGCCAGCCUUCUUCUUCGUCGGUAGCAUCGUGCUGUUCUUCGUAGUUCCCUUCCUGAUACUUGUGGUACUGUACUCAGUGAUUGCUCGCCACCUUAUGAAUAAUCCCGGACUGAUAUCAUAUGGCCAUCGGCAUGUACUCAAGUAUCGCAAGCAGGUGAUUCUUAUGCUGUCCGCCGUGAUAUUCUCCUUCUUCGUCUGCCUCUCGCCCUUCCGUGCCUUCACACUGUGGAUUAUUGUGGUGCCUCCUGAGGCCAUAAUGUCCCUGGGUUUUGAGGCUUACUACAAUCUCCUCUACUUCUGCCGAAUUAUGCUCUACCUCAAUUCAGCCAUCAAUCCUGUCCUCUACAAUCUCAUGUCAUCAAAGUUCCGUCAGGGAUUCUUCUCCCUCCUCGGUUGCCAUCGAUUGGUGCGCAACAAAUUGCUGACGAGCGCACGCAAGGGUACUUUUCACACCACCUCUACGAAUCUUAGCACUUCAAACAGUGGUGAUAAGCACAAGAGACAGCAGACGGAGAAGGAAUCCGCCGCGGGAGGUGCGUCUGGGACGGCGGUGGGUGCUAAAGUGGCAACUCUCACAAAUUUCGAGGCAAAAGGACAAUCGAAUUACGGCCAAACGGAGAUUGAUGUGGAUCUAUUUAGGUCAGCUGGACCACCCAAUGUGGUGACAGUGAAUGUGACCACUUCCCAGCACAAACACAGGGUCGAUUCGCAUGGGAGUGAAGGACAACAUGAAUGUAGUGGCAACCUGUUGAAUAACCAUCCCCACGAAUCCCGUGUUAAAUUUAAAGACGGUCCCCAAGACAAGGAUUCCAGUCACGAUGCCGAAGAGCGUGAGAAAGAAACCCUCAUUCCACAGUGCAACGGAAUUGACGAAGCUCAAGUGCAGUUUGACUUUGAAGCACUGCAGAGACUCAAGAAAGAGAGUUUUGUGUAGAGGACCAUCAUUCACCCCUCUUUCCAAAAAUAUCGUCAAUUACUCCGUGACACUCAAUAGUUCUUCUAACUUAUUCAUCUCUUUCUUCAGUAAUCAACUUCAAUUAAGGAUUUUUUCACACUCUAUAAUUUAUCCCAAAGAUUUCACCAGGAAUAGUACAAUGCAUUUAAACAAUAAAGUAAUGAAGAAGCCAAUUGAGGAGAGAAUAAAAGAGGACAAUAAAAAUAUUUCGCGCCAAAAAUGACUAGAAAUAUUUAAAAGACGACAUAGAGUCUAUAGAGAAUUUUCCGCUAUUGAUGAUAAGGCAAGCUCAUUUGAGACACUAUUGUCCUUAUAAGUGAAUUUAUAAAAUAAGAAGGGGAUGGGGUAACAUAAAAGGUAAAUUUAGAUACAAAUAAGGAUAAAUUCAUACAUUCUGUAUAGAAAGUUAAGUAUCAAUACUCGUAAUAAGCAUUUUUGCGUCUGGAGUUCAAUAAAAUUGUGCACGAUUCAAGUUAAGUUUAUAAAUUUCGGAUGAACUAAUACGGAAACCCUCAAUUUUACUUGCUAAAAAUAAACUUGAGAAUUCUUCCUUCAUUAUGUAGUCAAUUUUCCCACCACAAAAGAACAAAA